Molecule: messenger RNA, 2142 nt
Organism: Microthlaspi erraticum
Lineage: Eukaryota; Viridiplantae; Streptophyta; Magnoliopsida; Brassicales; Brassicaceae
Source: the annotation of a GenBank genome assembly
AUGGAAACUAGAGACCGCAGCAAAAGGACAAAGAUCAUGGAGAACGAGUCUGAAGUUAUUACACCGGAGACAAGAAGCUGUAUCUACGAACACUUUGUUCCUCUAGAUCUGCUAAUCGAGAUCUUGAGGAGCUUGCCCUUGAAAUCUCUAGCUAGGUUUCUCCUUGUAUCCAAGUCUUGGGCAACAAUCAUCCGCAGUCGAGAUUUCAUCAGAUCGUUCUCGUUACAACACUCGCUUCUUAGUCAGCCUCCUCUACUCUUGGCAUGCAAAGCUUUAGAUGACCCAAACAUUUGGAGAUUCUUCUCCUCGUCUUCUUCAUCAGCAUCAGAACCACUCUCUCAUUUGUCUUUUACGACAUGCGCAAAUAUCACGAACCCGCAAAGCCGGUGCUGUUCUGUCGAUACGAAUCCUCGCUACGUUAAUGGCCUGAUAAGUCUUGGAUUUGGUCGAGAACAAAUGGUAUGUAACCCUAGAACAGGUAAGUCCAUAACCUUACCUAAAGUGAAAUCAAGAAAACAGAUUAUCCGGACCUUUUUCGGAUACGAUCCAGUAGAUUGUCAGCAUAAAUUGCUGUGCAUGUCUGAAAAAUCAUAUCUUCGCUCCGGUGAGCCAUCUUUUGAACAUCAAGUAUUCACAUUGGGAGGAGUUGAUACGUCAUGGAAGAUGAUUGAAUGCAGCAUUAUUCAUCGUCCACAAACUAACGGUGUGUGCAUCAACGGUGUUGUUUACUAUGGCGCUUGGAUGUGUACUCACUCGAGUGAUUACUGCUUAGUGAGAUUUGAUGUGAGAUCCGAGAAGUAUGGUCAAGUGGUGCAAUUUUCCAGUGAUCACUGCUCUCCAUCUUUGUUGAGCGAUCAAGAUUCGUAUUUGAUAAGUUACAAAGGGAAAGUUACUUUAGCCAUUAAGGGUAAACAGCUGAUGAGCUAUGAUUUGUGGGUUUUGAAAGAUGCUGAGAAACAUGAGUGGUCAAAGGCAAGAGAAGGAGACACAACAUUAGGGUUUAUGCUUUCAAAACCAAAGAACAUCAUGGAAAGUAGAUAUCGCAGCAAAAGGGCAAAGAUCACGGAGAAGGAGUCUGGAAUUAUAGACAAAAGUUUCGUUCCUCUUGAUUUGGUAAUCGAGAUCUUGAGGAGAUUGCCCUUGAAAUCUCUAGCUAGGUUUCUCCUUGUAGCUAAGUCUUGGGCAACAAUCAUCCGCAGUCGAGAUUUCAUCAGAUCAUUCCCGUACCAGUCUUCGCUUAUACAGCCUCGUCAUACUCUCUUGGCGUUCAAAUAUUUUGAUGAUAAGAAACAGAUUUGGAACUUCUUCUCGUCUUCUUCAUCAAUAACAUCAGAACCACUCUCUAAUUUACCUCUUACGACAAGCUUAAGUAUCACGAGCCGUUAUAGCCGGUUCUAUAAUGCCGACCAGAUUCCUCGUUACGCUAAUGGCUUGGUAAGUCUUGGAUGUGGUCAAGAACAAAUGAUAUGUAACCCUAGCACAGGUAAGUCCAUAGCCUUACCCAAAGUGAAAUCAAGAAAAAAAACUAUCCGGAGCUUUUUCGGGUACGAUCCGGUAGAUGAUCAGCAUAAGUUGUUGUGCAUGUCUGAAAAAGCUUAUCGUGGCCCUCAUCGGCCUCCAUCUUUUGAACAUCAAGUGUUCACAUUGGGAGGAGUUGACAAAUCAUGGAAGAUGAUUGAAUGUAACGUUCCUCAUCUUCCACAAACUAACGGUGUGUGCUUCAAUGGGGUUGUUUAUUAUGGUGCUUAUAUGGGUACUCUCAUGAAGGAAUGCUGCUUGGUGAGAUUCAAUGUGAGAUCUGAAAAGUUUGAUCAAGUGGUACGAUUUUUGGGUGAUCAUAGUCCUCCUCCACCUUUGUUGAGCUCCUUGCGCUAUCCUUCUAUGAUAAGUUACAAAGGGAAAGUAACUUUGGCCACUAGAUCGUAUGAACAAAUGAUGAGAUAUGAAUUGUGGGUUUUGGAAGAUGCUGAGAAACAUGAAUGGUCAAAGGUAUGUAUCUCUAUUCAACAUCCUUUGAUAAAUUCAUCAAUGUGGCAGCAGUUACGCAUUGGAGGUGAUAGUAGUCGUACGGGGGAGAUUGUUUUGUCUUUAACUAUCAAGGAUUUUUUUGUAUUGUCUACUACGAUCACGAGAAGGAUUUAA